AUGCACUUUCCGAGAUUAAGGACCCGUUCGUUGAAAAACCUUCUGAAAAACGUUUUCAAAUGGAUGAUAAUUUUGUUCUUGGCUACUUACUUUAUUUGUAUGCCUUUUCGAGCAUCCAGAAAGAGAGCCGAAGAAACAUACUUAACAUCAGGUUUUUUGUGUCCAUCUGUCUCUCCUCAACAUACUACUUGCAGCAAUAGUGAAGUGUUUCUGCUCAUAAUGGUUCCAAGCGCCGUUUCUAACUUUGAGCAAAGGAAUGCGAUACGCAGCACAUGGGGAAACCUUUCAUCGACAAACUUUACUGUGAUGUUGAAAUUUGUGCUUGGUAAAAGUAAGCGGAGCCUUCACCAGAACCUUGCAGGAGUCGAGAACUCGAUAUGCCAAGAUAUUUUGUUUACAGAUAUAUCAGAAACCUAUGAAAAUCUUUCAAAGAAAUCGAUCGCUUUGCUUCACUGGGCAUCGACAAACUGUAAAGGAGUAAAGUAUCUCUUGAAAAUCGACGACGACAUGUUUCUAAACAUUCCAAGACUUUUGGACGAAUUGACAACUAAACCGAAACUGAACUCAAUAUCCGGCUGCAAAGUCAGCGGAGCCUCUCCGUUCCGAUUGCCAUUUUCGAAAUGGAGAAUAUCAAGAUCAGAAUAUGAAAAGGAUUACUACCCCGACUAUAUAGCAGGAACAGCUUACCUGAUCAGUGGUGAUAUCAUUCCCAAACUAUACAGUGCAACAGGGAGUGUACCUUACUUUAUAUUUGAAGACGUUUAUAUAACUGGUUUGUGCAGAGAACACAUAGGAGCUGUUGCGUUAGAGAACAAAGGAUUCAGUUGCGGUUAUCGAGACAGAAGUCCAUGUGGUCAAAACUUUAGGUAUCGGAUUACAGGACAUCACUAUACACCCGCCGAAAUUCAAAGAUUGUGGCGGGAACUCCAAGACAGGUGGUCAAUUUGUCAUAGAGGAGACAACUACUUGAUUUUCAAAUUAUUUGAUUUGUUUAAGUGUUUGUUCCUCUGAGUUCGUCGAUUUUUGUAUGAAGUUAUGCUCAAGAUAAUUGAUAUUUGAUAGAAAAUUAUAUCGUCAUGAUUUUCAGUGCAUACUUAUUGCAAUGGUUAAAGCAA
Molecule: messenger RNA, 1115 nt
Organism: Magallana angulata
Lineage: Eukaryota; Metazoa; Mollusca; Bivalvia; Ostreida; Ostreidae
Product: beta-1,3-galactosyltransferase 1-like
Exons: 1
Coding region: 1-1011 (336 amino acids)
Cellular component (GO): membrane
Molecular function (GO): hexosyltransferase activity
Source: RefSeq, a predicted model, not a curated record